Patiria miniata (bat star) is the source of this 4894-nucleotide messenger RNA. Its product is annotated as somatostatin receptor type 5-like. Lineage: Eukaryota; Metazoa; Echinodermata; Asteroidea; Valvatida; Asterinidae. The transcript has a single exon. Gene Ontology annotation, biological process: G protein-coupled receptor signaling pathway. The record is from RefSeq and is a predicted model, not a curated record. Gene Ontology annotation, cellular component: plasma membrane. Bases 729 to 1937 code for a protein of 402 amino acids. Gene Ontology annotation, molecular function: G protein-coupled receptor activity.
CUAUGUGAGGCAGCAAAACUAUAUAUUAUUAGUCGCGCUAUUUUUUUCACAUAAUGGUGGCCAUGGCAACGUCGAAUGCGGCAAACCAGUCGAUUAACAACAAGGUGUUUUGUCAUCACCUUAAUAACAUCAAGGUCGGAAAUGGCACGGCACUAACCGAUGACCAGCGCGCACACGCGUGCGUGGAAACGGAAAAUCCGCCCAGGUACCUAAAAGCAGUCCUCCGUCGAAAGAGAGCGGCAUUGUGUGAUCAGUUCGUGCGACGGCGAUACCCGGUACGUGACGUACCGAGGCUGUUCAAUACGGAGAUGCUGUAAAACACUGAGCACUCGCUCACUAGCUACGGGAGCUGAUCUCCAACGUAAAGCAGCAAUCGGUAGACGAUGGGUCCGCUUUGGGACAACACUAAGCAAGAUGAGACAGGUUUGUGGAGCAGCAUGGAUGCUUUGAAGUACAGGUCUGAGAAGUCUCGGAUAGGAGAUUUCCUGGAAACAGUCCUAUAGUCGCAUCAGGACCGGAAAACUUUGGAUUAAUUUCAACUCCAAAGUAAUUGCGAGAAAAAAGGUGUUAGUGUAUUUAACCCCAUCGCACAACGUCACAGGUUUUAUACGUCAACAUCAAGUGAAUUUCUUGACAAAGUGUAGUAAAACAGACUUGAUUGCCACGAUUAAUUCCUGGUAUCUGCCAGUUUCGAUGACUCUGCUGCCGUUCCACAACCCUAUUCCGCUAUGGGCUCCCUCCUUGAGGAGGGCAUGUACAAUUUAACACAUUGGCACCUGACUGAGAUCACCACCGGAGCCUUGGAAGUUUCUGACGACGAGGCCUGCGAUGAUUAUCAAAACAAUACAUCGGAAGAGGCGGUCGAGGGAAUCACUUACAGCGAGGGGCAAGCGGUGCUGGUCUCUGUAUUCCUACCAAUUAUCAUGACACUCGGAAUAGUCAACAAUAUUGCCUUCAUCUAUGUGGUCAUACGGGUCCCCCGCAUGAGAACGGUCACCAAUUGUUACCUGGUGGGUCUUGCAGUGGCUGAUAUACUCUUCCUGGUGUUUGCCAUCGGAAGCAGAGUGUGGAGCUACGCUAACUCCCCUAUCCACAGAGACGACACGCCCCUUGGUCUCUCAGGCUUUCUACUCACUCAGUUUGUCAUCAAUACCUCGUACUUUACCACCCUGUGUUUCAUCACGCUGGUGUCGUGGGAGCGAUACAAUGGCGUCUGUAGACCCCAUCGUAAGCGAGACACCAAACUAAGGGUCUUCAAGCUCAUGGCUGUAUCCUUUCUCGGAUCCAGUUUGAUGUCAGCGACGUUGUUGCUCAGUUUGACCAAGGUAUAUGUUGUAUGUAUAACCUGGCCGGACAGACCUACGUACAUCGAUUGGCCGAGGCAGAGGUAUCACUAUUUCCCAGUAUAUGACUGGGUGGAUAAGUACUCCUACGGUGCACAGACGAUACCUUUCUUCAUUUCACUCAUCAUCAAUGUGAUUUUCUACCACCGGAUCAUCAAGGGGCUUGACAAGUCCAUGCAUCGCAGACACACCCAUCCCAACCACCGCUGCAGUGGCGGAGACACCUCGACUCGGAACCAAAUCGCCCGGAUGCUAGUCAUCAACGGGAUAGCACUCUUCGCGCUCCUGGCACCCUUUGAGAUCAUGUCGCUGUUCCAGCUCAUCGGCAUGUUCCGGGGGUUUACCUUCUUGUUAACACUGGAAGUCAGGGGACAUCUAGUGGAGGUUGCUAGGAUCUUCUCCUAUUUCAAUGCCGUGGUGAAUCCCGUAAUAUACACAGCUCUGAGCAGUAGGUACAGGGAGUCCUUUAAAAUCACCUUCAUGCCGGCACAAUGCAGGCCGCAUCAGCGCCAGAGAAUUGAAAACUCGGUCCAUGGUAGCACAGUUACUGUACAAUGUGGAGUGACCUCUAAAGUUCACGAAUCAAGAAUGUAGUCACUGGACAUCACGUCAACAAUUUCGUGUCUAAACCUAGCGGUAAAAAUAACAUAUCGUGAAGAAUAUUCCUAAUAUAAGUACAACCAUACAACCUUUCCUAACCCAUAUUUAUUAUUUUUUGAAAGUUAAUUGUAUUUGCAACAUUUUUUUCAAAAUGUAGAAUGCAAACAAGGUUUCUCUUAUUCCAAAUAAGGAAGUAUAAGUAUUCGCAACCACGGACGUUCGUAUUUGUUCUAAGUGUUCAAAAAUAUGAUUACCAAUUGUGUGUGUUAUGACAUGGCUGCGGUGACUGUAGCUUUGUCGCUUAAGCUAGAUAAUAUAUUAACUUUGCACGUUAAGAAUGAAACGCCCAGGCUUAAAACUUUUAUACCAAAGUGUGUCAAAGUUUUUUGUUCACAGAAGGUAGGCCUACACCACUGUGACUGAACUAUGUCAAGAUCCAAGAUGAAAGUAAAAUUCCAAUUUCUUUCAUUAAGCAUUGAAAGCGACUUCACGACAUGUGUUUAAUCCAAAGAGUAUUCUCAUGAUUUCUUAAAAUCGUAUAGAAGCACGUUGAAAACACGCCUCUCGACGGCUGUUACAUUAUAACGGUGUAGCACUAUUUUUAUCAAAGCUAAGACACAACAGUCAUGUAUAGGGAAUCACAAUUACAAUUUACAAUUUACAAAAAGCCGUAUAUAGCAAAAACAAAUGGAAUGAUACACAUAAAAUACUAAAGCUACCGGCUGACGGCUGUUGAAGUUGUGAAAAACGCUUUUGUAUAUAAAAUGCACAAUGUGAUCCCUACAACCUGAGAAAUCACAUGUGAAUACGGAAAGAGCCGUAUAUCAAAUGUUGAAUAGAUACAGUGUAUCCAGAUAUAGGCCUAGGUUGUUGCAAAUUGAUGUUAAAAAUGCCUCAUUGUAUCACUCUCUGACCAUCAGUGAAUUUCAACUUCGUUAGGACUAGGUUUAAGACCAUUCCAGCAAAUUCAAUUUCUCCAGGAAACAGCUCGUACUAGACCUAGAAGCUUUUUGAUAGAAAGGCUGUUGUUUGCUGAGACAAAUUGCUCAUGAUGAAGACAAAUUGGUAACUAUGAAAUGCAUGACAGUUGCCAUAGAAAGACCCAUUCUCCAGUGCACGUUUACAUUCCGUACAUGAUUGAUCAUUCGAAAACGCUAACCUUAAGGAACGAUUUUUGGUUAAAAAAAACAUCUUAUGAGUAGAGAGGGGAGCUUAAUGUUAUAGAUUUCAUAUGACGUCAGUAAAGAAACCGGUCUUAUUUCCCGCAUUGACCGGACACGACAAUGACUAGCGACAAUGACACUGGUGACGAAAGGACAUGAGUAUACAGAUCCCCUUAAGGUUUUAGAAGGACGUUGACAAUGGCAUUUCAAGCAAAAAUAACCGAACAAAAUCAACACCUCAUAACACGCGACGGAAACCUUUGACGUACCAACCACAGGUUAUAUUUCACGGUAAGUUGUAACCCGAGCGGUAAAUUCCUCCAAGGAAUAUAAUCCUUGCACAGCUUACAGAAUUAUAACUUGAUCUUUGAUGUAUUCUGUUUCGUUCCAUUUCAUAGCCCAAAAUCUCGUGGAUUAAAAAAAAAAUAUGAAAUGUACGACAUCAACAAAGCAAGCAACAGAAAAUGAAGUUUAAUGAUGUUAUUUUUCAAAAUAUUAAUCCCGCAUCCGAAGGCUGAAAUAUCGUGGAAAUUCAAGAAGAUUUCCAAUUUAUACGGGACUUGAUAUUUACACAAGGGAAUGUAGUAAAUUUUCCAGAAACUUCAGAUAAGGUGUAGAGCACUUAGCUCAAUUUCAUCUCCUCCUCGCUCAACAAACAUAUGUCGGAACACGCUGUGCGUAUUGUGGACACCAACGGCUUUUGAACUAUUAGUGAUUAAGAUAAGUGCAGGCUAGCUAUUCCCGCUUUUUUUGGUGAGGAAAAAAAAACUGGUGAAAGCAAAAUGUCAAGCGGCCAUCGGUACUAAAAAUAUAAUUUGUUGAAAGAUGUUUAUCUUGAGUGAUUUGGUUCAGCACGAAGCGGAGGGUUUCAACUUCAAAUUCAAUAUAUUUCCAUACCCCUCUCCUUCUAUUCACACCAUUACUUUCCAGCUAACCGUACACACAAUAAAUGUAUUUGUGAAUGCAUCUCGCCGUCUGCAUUUUACGCAUGACAACUUUAUCAAAACGAACGAGGAAGUCAAAACAAAAAUCUUGGACGUGCAGCCAGACGACAGCAUCCACUUUCACCAAUACUUCUGCUCCCAUGUCGGGACCGAGUGUUUUUUCGAUGGCCCUGUUUCCCCUCUAAAUUUAGGUUCCGCCUAAACCUCUCCAAACAUCAACCUAGUUUGGCCCGCAUCUCUCGGGAUAUGUACAUCGUGAAAAUGGCAUUUCGAGGACCGAAGUACUCGUAAAGAUCAAAGUUCUUUUGAAGGUGUUAGCAUCGAAUGUUGACUGUGUUUCGUUGCCCAGCAGCGGGCGAUGGCAGUUAGAUGAAAUAAGAAGGAUCACUCAUUAUCACUCUCCAACAGCACUUAGUAUAUCUCUGCCAUCUAGGCCUAUUCUCUCAUUAAGGACAUGCAUAAUGACCUGCUGUUUCGACAGCAAAACACACAUCCGCUCCCCGUAAAAUGCAUUUUAGUAAAGAACUAUCGCACUCGUGAAAUAAAAUAAGUGAAACCGAGCAGUUUUGCUUUUCUGAAAAUGAGAAACAUUUUUUUGUUUGCAGGUAGAGAAACAUAAUUAGUGUGUGAGUUGGAACCCGACACAUAUUUACACCAAGACCGGAUUUCUAAAUCACCCUAUGAUUAGGCUGAAAUUAUGUCGGCUAAUUCCACGGGGAGAAAGUACACUUGACCGAGACCGAGACCAGACGAAAUAUUCUGAAGGAAAAGUCAGUAGACUUCAUUCAAUGACUCUUCACUCCGAAGGGUCCAAGAUCCAUCACUGAUCAUUGUCCCGUAUCGG